AUAAACGAUCCAUGCGUAUACCAUGUAACCUCACGGGCACAGCAUUGACCAUGUAGUCUGUGUUUCAGAAGUUCAUAGCAUUUUAGAAAAAAAAUGAAAUCAGUGAAUUCGAGGAGCAGUCACUUCAUUUUCUCAAUAAAAGAUACACACACAUUGGUUUUUUUCUCAUUUGUGAUUAAUCUAUUUGGUAUUUCGUAUGGAAUUUGAAUUAUGAGAAAACAUAAAACAAUAUUCUGGCACUUGCUGAGGGGCUGAGUCACUGCGAUCCAAAUAAAGGGGAAUUUCAUGACGUCAUUGCAUUAGGAGCGUCGCUCCGGCUCCGUACGUACGUAUAUCAAUGUACAUACGGUCUCGUGACCAUUACUAACUUCGCCAUGUUAUGGAAAUGGUGGUAGUGGCUGCUACACGUCAUUCUCCGAGAAUAAAACAUCUCGUCAUUUUCAACCAACGUGAUUCCUCCUCGCUUAUAAUUCAUCAACAGCGGGACAUUUGAUUCUUAUGGUCUUAUCCAGAUAGUGGGCUCCACAAUGAGUGAUGAUAAACCAUUUGCUUGUAGAGUGCCUGGAUGUAAUCAGAAAUUUGUAAAUGAAGAUCACUUAGCAGUACAUCGCAGGAAACAUGAUGCUAACCUAUGCUUUUCAGACUUCAAGUCACUGGAUACCCCUGUUAUUGCGGAUCAAACCCCAACUCCUACAAGAUUCUUGAAGAAUCUAGCCGGUGAAGAAGGUUUGUUUAGCGAUCUCCAUCCGAACCCUUUUGAUGCAGAGUUUAGGAAAGCCAGCUCAAAGCUAGUAUCAAAUGACACUGAUGGCGGUGCAGAAACUCCAAGUGAUGUGUCAAAACCCCUCAUUACCCUUGAUGAUGGGGAUUCUCAGGAAGUCUCAGGGAUCACAGAGGAUAUCCUACUCAAUUCAGAAAUCAAAUCAGAAGGGGGUGUACCCAAAACUGUAGGUGAUAUCAGAGAUAGUCCUGAGUUGAAGGUAGAACGUCAACCCCAGGGACCUACUACAGUGGUGGUUGUCUCCCAGCCAGCUCAGCCCCAGACCAUUCACCUUCAAGGUGUCAGUGACCAACUAUCCCUGAAUGGAAUCCCUAUCAAUGGACCCAUCAUGAUCAAGCUACCCACAGGCCAAACCAUUCCUGUCUUGCCUCCAUCAGUCACCAACCCUCAAGUGCCUAUACCUACAGCGGUGUCUGCCAACCCUAACAAAGAGCAGGACUCUCUCGGAAACAACAUCGACAUUAAGCCCGCACCAAACAACUCAGUCAAAAUGAAAUUGAAGAGCACAUUACUCUCUAACCAAUCCCAAGGUAAUAUGAAUGUGAUGGCGCAGGCUGUUGAUGUGGUUACCAAGCAACAAGAGGUCAAGUUACUUCAUACUGCAUCAGCAAGUCACCUAGAGUCUUCUUCACUAAAAAGACAGCAUCCCACUGAAGAGGAUGAUUGUGAGAUAAAACGACAGAGGUUUCUAGAGAGGAAUCGAGCUGCAGCUAGUCGGUGUCGAAAUAAACGGAAACAGUGGAUAAGUGAUCUAGAAAUCAGAGCAGAGGAACUCACACAAACAAAUUCUGUUCUCAAUAAUGAAGUUGGCAAGUUGAGGAACGAGGUGGCACACUUGAAGGAACUCUUGUUAGCACACAAAGAUUGUCCUGUUACAUUGCAGCAAAGGGCAGCAGGGUUAUUUAUGAGAGUUGGUGAUGUAUCGGUGCAAGAACAAGAUUCAUCAGGGACCAUCACCAUAACAACCACUACCCUUUCAUGAGAUUGAGUUUGACCUCUAUUCAUUCAUCAAUACGGAGGUCAAAGGUCAUAUGAUGGUAGUCGAUCCCAUUUUAGAAAAUUCUCAAUGGAACCAUCGGGCAGCAUUGGCAGUAGAUCAUCAAACGUAAUUUCCAAUCAACUCUUUCAGCAAGCAAUCAAACUCCUAAAUGUCACAAUGAUAUAGGUAUGCAGAUUGUUGAGCAUAUCAAUGUGUGUGUAAGAGAUGUUAUCUGUGGUAGCCCAAAUUGUUUUGUCUCCAGUUGCCAGAAGGGUGCCAGAUGCUUGUUUCUCUGCCAAUCGAUCCAUCCUUAUGAACAUACAGAAGAGAUAUCUCAAGAACAAAUGAACAGAUUGUCAGGAAACUUAAAAGAGUCAGAUACAAUAUGGAUGUCCCAUAGGCUAAUUAAUAUUUUGCUGCCACGAGGUGCAUGUUGUCACUUGUGAACAGAUUGUCAAUAUGAUAUCCUACACCCAAAGCUCUGAUUUUGAAGAACAUCAUAGCGCAGUCCAAUAAUGGUUUCCUACAAUAGUAUAAGAUUUUAAGGUAAUGAGGUAAAAGAUUAAAGGGUCACUGGUUACCUGUUGAAAUGGUCUGUAAACAAGAUAGCAAUAGAACCAGUAGAACAAUAUUUACUUUAGGUAGGUCUGAUGUAGAUGGCUACUUUGUGAGAUAGAGGAUAGAUGGUCAAUUUCACAGACUGAAUUGAAUCUAUCUAAUAUUAACCUUUUUUCUUCUGUAAACUAUGGAUUGUUUAUAGAUCAACUUCAUAUUGGACCCAUGUAAAUGUAUGAUGAGGGUAGUUAAUAUGAAGAAAGCAUUAAAAUAGCUAUCGAGGUCAAAUGUCACAUGUAUGUGUGGAAGGUAUUUUGUAUACCUGGCUACAACAAUUUCGACUGUAAACAAGUUUAAAUGUAAAAGUGUGUAGGCACCUUCAAGCAGUUCUCUAUGAUUCUGUAAUUUUAGUUUAAAGUAUACUGAAUUAGUUUAAAGUAUACUUCUCCUUUCAUUGAAGACAUCUUGAUUUAAUUACAGUUACAAACUUGAAGAUGCUCACUUAAUAAUUGGUUAUUGAUUAAUAUCAUUAAAAAAUCACCAUUUCAAAGCGAUUACAAUUUGCUUUAUUUUUCUAACAAUUUUAAUGGAUAAAUGUCUAACAGUAGCUUAAAAUGCAUCUGAAGAACGAGCUUACAAAAUGGUUCCAGAAAGUGAUGUGUCCUUUGGGAGCUCUAAUUUUGAUUUUCAAUCAGGAAAUAUUCAAAACUGUGAACAAAUUACUUGAAUGUCACAAUAUAAAUAAAUGUAGUUGGACUAUCUACAAUUUGUAUGACCUGACCACUUAUAGACCUGAUGAGUGAAAACACCAUGGCGCCUUAUUUGAAUCACACUUAUUGAAAUAUGAACUCUUCUAGGUAUGAAGAUUUUUUUACUUGAGCACAGGUGUUUUGUUUGCCUUUAUUUUUUUGCAUUUGAAGAUGAAUAUUAGAUGUGUGUUUUCAUUUCACCAUGAUAUCUAAUUCAGUUUCAAGAACAUUAGAGCUCAUUUCCAGUUUCCGUAGGACUUAUAUAACUGUUUUGUUGUUGUUGGCAGUUUCAGUUCCUGCUAGGCAGUGGUGAGCCAAAGGCAUAACUAUGGUGCUUUGGAAAUCUCUGAUAAACAUGGAACCAAUGAGAGGCAAUGUUUAUUACAUAAAUGCCUUUCAUACCACCUGCAGAUACUGUUAAUGUAAAGCCAACGAAAGUUGUAUAAUGGCACCUGCAUGAAAAAUUAUCACAUAGCAAUGAAUCGGCUAGCAGUUUUCAUAUCAAUAAUAAUAAUAAUUACUAUCAUUAACUCAGAAUGACUGGAAAUGAAGAUAUGGUAUAUCAGAUUAGAUCAUUAGAUUACACAUGUUUAUUUAUAUGUUAGCAAGACAGUACUUCAUCGGUUUCAUAUGACUUUUUUUGUGUGUGUUACCAAAACUGGAAAUGAGCUUUAAAAAUUCAACUGCCAUUCCAAAUUUCAGGAAAGAUUGUAGACUGUAUGAUCUGUACACUUCAAAGCAGCCUAAUUCCUAAAGCAGACUAUUGUUUGUAGAUGUUUUACCUUCUGUGGUCCAUUUGAUAAUGCUUUAUGAUUGUAAAUGUUAUCAUGGUAACAUCCAUGAAAUCUUGAAAUUGAUUGGCUGCCAAGCCAUUACCAUGGUAAUAACCAAAUAUUAAGUCAUUUACUAAAUGGAACACAAAGUGUUGAUGCUAGCACCAUCAUAAAUAUCAUUCAUUCAGUAAAAUUUUUAAUGUGGGUUAGUUCAGAUGUACUAUUGUUUAUUGUAACUGUCAUUGAAUGAUGAUGCCCUUUAAUUCUCUGUAACUCCCCAUAAUUCAGAAAAAAGGAAAAUCAAUACUGUAAUCUCAUUUAGUUCAAAAUAGCGAAUACACAUCUUGGGAGAAAAUCUAACAUUUUUUUAAGCUGUCAGAAGUAUUUUUAAAAUCAUAAUUUGAGUUUUAGAAUUGAAGUUUGAAAUAAUGCAGAUUUUAAUUUUUUUAAUUUUUGGAGUGGGGGAGACUCUAAAGUGUAUCUCCCAAAAAAGUUUUUUUUUUUUUUCAUUUGGCAUUCUGAAACAAGAUUGAAUAGGCUGCUUUCAAGUUUAUGGUCCAAUGAUUUCAAUACGGUGCACUAAAACCAUAUUUACUACAUUUAUGUUGCUGAGUAGAUACAGUAUGUCAUUUUGAUUUAUUUAUUUAUUCAUUGUUUCUUAAUUUCUUCUUUCAUUACAAAAGACUUCUUAUGCAUCUGUAUAUAUUGCUUUGUAUGUUCUUUCACGGUGUACUAUAUGUAAAUAUUCAUGUAUAUAAUUGUAUAUUGCAAAGCUUGUAUUUUAUCACUCUUAUUCCUGUACAGUAGAUUAUACAGUUGUAAUUUACAUCAUUGCAUUUAUAUCAUUAUUAUUUCAUAGCAAUGAAUUGAUCAUUUUACUCUGUAAUGUUACUUUUUAAGGGUAUAUUUGAAAGGACUUUGAGACACAAUCAUACAGAAUUGCCACAACUUGCUAAUAUUUUUUUUAAAAUUUAUGUAGAAAAGUGGAUGUUUUAUUUGGAAUGAUACGAUUUUUGUAUUUUCAAAUUAUUUCUCAUUAAGCCCGAUAUCUUUACAGUGUACAUGUACAGUGUAUUACUUUUCCAUUUCAACUAGAUAUCAUCUGAAUUAUAUUUGGUAUUCACCUAACAGUGAUUGUCAUUUUGUUGGUGCACAGACAGGUCUUUCACAUGAAUUUAUGUCUCUUUUUCUUAAUGUACCUCCUGAUGCUUUUUAUGUCUACAAGCUUUUUUCUUAAAUUCUAAUGAGCUCAUUAGAUUUGCAACAAUAACUGUUUUUUUUUAAGAGUGAAUUUUGCAUUGAGAUCAUGCUUAGUGGAUGCAAAUUAGUUUUGUCAUCAAUGAAAUUACGCUUUAAUAGCUAUACAGGUGGAUCUGCCUAUUCCUGUUAAAUCACUUGGGACAAAAUAUACUCUUUUACUUAGGAGAAAUUCAAUUAAGAAGAAUAAAAAUGUAAUAUUGUUAUAACAAAUGUUAUUUGCAUAAUCUGUGCCCUAUAACAUAAUCACUAUUAUGAAAUAGCCUAUCAAGAAUAUUGUUGCAUCCACAGUUUGUUCAGACUAGCUAGGAACCAAUCAGAAUUGCUCUUUCAAAGUAGAGAUUUAUCGCUAACUAUUGUGUUACAGGGCCCAGGUAUGUGUUUCAUAAAGGUGUUGUAUUUUACAAGCGAUUUUACACACAUUUAAUGACCCUUUCUUGGGAGUAUAAACACUGUUGGAACUUUGAUAAGGUUAUGUGUAACUAAAGAAGAGCUUUAUGGACUGGACCCCACUGGUCUGUAAAAUUUCUUUGAUGAAGGUCAGAAUGCAUCUGUCAAUGUCCCAAAAUAUCUUGAACUGAAUGGAGUGAAGUUGCAUUUUCAUAAAGUCAUUGAAAAAUGAAAUAUAUCGUGACAGAAUACAUUAGAAGCCUUGUGUGACAAUUUAUCCCUCAUUUCCAUACCAACCAGGAUGUGCAUGUGUAAGAAUAGAUGAAAAAUUAAAAUGCCAUUUUAUUUUGAUGAAAUUUCCAUAGCUAUAAGCAGACUAAAAUUGACAGUAGUGAAGUCCAUUUGUAUAAAUUCAACCCCUCAAGUUGGCAUUUUGUAUGAAAUACAUCUGCUUUAAAAUAUUCAACCUAACAAAAUAUUA
This is a messenger RNA of Lytechinus pictus (painted urchin), 5965 nucleotides long. Its product is annotated as cyclic AMP-dependent transcription factor ATF-2-like. Gene Ontology annotation, molecular function: DNA-binding transcription factor activity, RNA polymerase II-specific; cAMP response element binding. Bases 528 to 1763 code for a protein of 411 amino acids. Lineage: Eukaryota; Metazoa; Echinodermata; Echinoidea; Temnopleuroida; Toxopneustidae. Gene Ontology annotation, biological process: regulation of transcription by RNA polymerase II. The record is from RefSeq and is a predicted model, not a curated record. The transcript has 10 exons.